Messenger RNA from Loxodonta africana (African savanna elephant), 2210 nucleotides. RefSeq names its product solute carrier family 29 member 2 (gene SLC29A2). Gene Ontology annotation, molecular function: nucleoside transmembrane transporter activity. The coding region runs from base 288 to 1298 and encodes 336 amino acids. The record is from RefSeq and is a predicted model, not a curated record. The transcript is spliced from 10 exons. Gene Ontology annotation, biological process: thymine transport; guanine transport; nucleoside transmembrane transport. NCBI's taxonomy places the organism in Eukaryota, Metazoa, Chordata, Mammalia, Proboscidea, Elephantidae. Gene Ontology annotation, cellular component: basolateral plasma membrane; plasma membrane.
AUGAGGCCUGGGGGGUGACCCAACACCCUCAAUCCUGUCAGUACUUCCAGGGACGGCUGGCGGGUGCCAACAGCACAGCCGGGACCCUGAGCACCAACCACACAGGCCCCGCAGAUGCCUUCAACUUCAACAACUGGGUGACACUGCUGUCCCAGCUGCCACUGCUGCUCUUCACUCUCCUCAACUCCUUCCUAUACCAGCACAUUCCAGAAGCAGUGCGGAUUCUGGGCAGCCUGCUGGCCAUCCUGCUACUCUUCACCCUGACGGCGGUGCUGGUCAAAGUGGAUAUGAGCCCCGGGCCCUUCUUUUCCAUCACCAUGGCCUCCAUCUGGUUCAUCAACUCCUUCAGUGCAGUUCUGCAGGGCAGCCUCUUCGGGCAGCUGGGCACCUUGCCGUCCACCUACAGCACUCUCUUCCUCAGUGGCCAGGGCCUGGCUGGCAUCUUUGCCGCCCUCGCCAUGCUCCUGUCCAUGGCCAGUGGCAUGGAUGCCCAGACCUCCGCCCUGGGGUACUUCAUCACACCCUGUGUGGGCAUCCUGAUGUCUAUCAUGUGUUACCUGAGCCUGUCCCACCUGGAGUUUGCCCGCUACUACCUGGCCAAGAAGCCAUCCCAAGCCCAAGCUCAUGAGCUGGAGACCAAAGCUGAGCUCCUCCAGGCUGAUGAGAAGAACGGGAUUCCCAACAGCCCCCAGAAGGCAGCCUUGACUCUGGAUCUUGACCCAGAAAAGGAGCUAGAGAUGGAGCCAGAGGAGCCCCAGAAGCCAGGGAAACCUGUCUUAGUUGUCUUCCAAAAGAUCUGGCUGACAGCGCUGUGCCUUGUGUUGGUCUUCACAGUCACUCUGUCCGUCUUCCCCGCCAUCACAGCCAUGGUGACCAGCUCCACCAGUCCUGGGAAGUGGAGUCAGUUCUUCAACCCCAUCUGCUGCUUCCUUCUCUUCAACGUCAUGGAUUGGCUGGGACGCAGCCUGACCUCUUACUUCCUGUGGCCGGACAAGAACAGCCGGCUGCUGCCCCUGCUGGUCUGCCUGCGCUUCCUGUUUGUGCCACUCUUCAUGCUGUGCCACGUGCCCGAGAGGUCCCGGCUGCCCAUCCUCUUCCCCCAGGACGCCUACUUCAUCACCUUUAUGCUGCUCUUUGCCGUCUCCAACGGCUACCUGGUGUCCCUCACCAUGUGCCUGGCGCCCAGGCAGGUGCUGCUGCAUGAGCGGGAGGUGGCCGGCGCCCUCAUGACCUUCUUCUUAGCCCUGGGGCUCUCCUGCGGAGCCUCCCUCUCCUUCCUCUUCAAGGCUCUGCUCUGAUGGGGCCCCACCCAGGCUCUCCCAGCUGCCCUCUUCCCGUUGCCCCUUCUGGAGCUGAGAGUCAGCCGAGGAGGGGUGGCCAUCAGGACUGAGGCCUCUGCUGGGCCGGGGCCCCUGCUGCUGUCAUUCCUGGCUGGUGGCUACAACGGUGUCAAGGGGAAGGGUCCACCAUAGGUCAUCCUGACCCCCACCCAGGACCAGGGCUGACACGCAGAGGGACGGCCUCCACCCAGACGCACAGGAGACCUUAUGGACUAGAAGGGCGACGAUCAGGGACAAUAGGGCCAGGCUGUGCCCUCCUGUCCCCAGGGCUGCACUUGGUCAUUAUAAGAAACCCACUUGCUCAUCUGCAGGGAUUAGAGGCUACACGUGGCCUUGCUGAGGGGGUGGUCCCAACCGUGGGCUCAUCAGGAGCGGGGGCGCAGAACAGACCUAUUCAUCCCCUGGGCCUCAGCGGCUUCACGUUCAGGUCAUUCUGACCCCAGGGCUGAGCGUGCCAGGAGUGUUGGGGAUCCAAGGGCACUUAGAGGACUGGGCUCCAGGCCAAACAGUGUUAUCCUUGCCAACUUCACUGUCCCCACUCCCAGAGCCCAGCUGGGCCCACGCGUGUGCACUGCACUUUACAGGUGGCAAAGCUCGUUCACACCCACUCUCUCCCUGGAGCCUCAGUGGGGCCCUUGGCAGGAGCCAGGCAGGGAUGGUGCUCCCCCAUCGCACAGGGAGAAAACUGAGGUCCAGGGAGGAGGCGUGGGGAAAGCCGGAACGCAGCCUCCACCUCCUCCUUCUUGCAGGUGUUGUUCUCCCUGCCCCUCGCCUGCUCUUUUCCCUGGGGACCCAGGGCACGAGCCCUGAGCACUUACCACCUUUUUGCUCCUCUGACCAGGCUGCUGGGUGAAAUAACAACCCUGUUUG